GCAAAAUGGGAUCCAAGGCAUUAAAGCAGAUCUAUCUCGGUUCUACAAUCUGCCAUCCAAUGAAAUAGAGCCAGCAUUUUUCUUCUAAAAGCUGCUUUCCAUUUCAAUCCAGAACAAAUUCUUUUGAAUUUCAUUGUAACUUAUUUGAAGUCGGAUAUCUUUUAACUGCGGGAUACCAUUGUGAACAAUGCCGUCUCCUUUGGAAGCUUGGUUUUCUGAAAUUCCGCCUAUUACAAGAAUAUAUGUCGGUGCUGCUUGCUGUACAAGUAUAGCUGUCCAUCUAGGCUUCAUUCACCCGUUGCAGUUAUGGCUGAAUUUUGAACGUAUCGGCAGUGAUUUUCAAUGGUGGCGAUUGAUAACGAACUUUUUUUACUUUGGUCCAUUAUCCAUAGACUUUCUAUUCCAUAUAUUCUUUCUGUAAGCAUAACACGCCUUGAAGAAUGAUGCUUGUA
This is a messenger RNA of Mycotypha africana, 452 nucleotides long. RefSeq names its product Derlin. Lineage: Eukaryota; Fungi; Mucoromycota; Mucoromycetes; Mucorales; Mycotyphaceae. Bases 188 to 421 code for a protein of 77 amino acids. The record is from RefSeq and is a predicted model, not a curated record. Gene Ontology annotation, biological process: endoplasmic reticulum unfolded protein response. Gene Ontology annotation, cellular component: endoplasmic reticulum membrane; Hrd1p ubiquitin ligase ERAD-L complex. The transcript has 3 exons. Gene Ontology annotation, molecular function: misfolded protein binding; ubiquitin-specific protease binding.